AUGGGUGGUUUUGACGUGGAAGCACUUAGUCUCAUGGAAGGAUCAUCAGGAGUUAGGAAAGGUGCAUGGAGUCAACUUGAAGAUAAACUUCUCAGAGAUUGCGUGCAUCUUUAUGGGGAAGGAAAAUGGCACCUUGUUCCUCAAAGAGCAGGGUUGAAUAGAUGCAGGAAGAGCUGUAGAUUGAGAUGGUUGAACUAUUUGAAACCAAAUAUCAAGCGAGGUGAUUUUAGUGAAGAUGAGGUUGAUUUGAUGAUCAGAUUGCAUAAACUUUUGGGAAACAGGUGGUCUCUGAUUGCAGGAAGACUUCCUGGAAGAACUUCAAACGAUGUGAAGAAUUUCUGGAACACCAACCUACGACGCAAAGUACUCUCUCACAACAAGGAAAAUGUAAAAGAAUCCGAAACAACUAGGAAAACCCACCAAGUGAUAAAGCCUGUGCCUCGGGUUUUGCCAAAAGCAUCGUCUUUGCUGCAAGGAAAAUCCAUGAGUAGUUUCAAAGUUGGUGUUGGUGAAGCAGUUUCAUCGUCAGGGUCUGAGAAUUGGUGGGAAACUUUGUUAGAUGAGAAGGAAGAAAAUAUUAACAACAGCACAUGCUUCCCUGGGGGGAAAGUUGGAGCGAUUGAGCUGGGACGAAGAACUUAG
Molecule: messenger RNA, 642 nt
Organism: Sphenostylis stenocarpa
Lineage: Eukaryota; Viridiplantae; Streptophyta; Magnoliopsida; Fabales; Fabaceae
Source: the annotation of a GenBank genome assembly